Centropristis striata (black sea bass) is the source of this 2073-nucleotide messenger RNA. RefSeq names its product F-box and leucine-rich repeat protein 15 (gene fbxl15). The transcript has 5 exons. Gene Ontology annotation, cellular component: SCF ubiquitin ligase complex. The coding region runs from base 165 to 1043 and encodes 292 amino acids. Gene Ontology annotation, biological process: SCF-dependent proteasomal ubiquitin-dependent protein catabolic process. The record is from RefSeq and is a predicted model, not a curated record. NCBI's taxonomy places the organism in Eukaryota, Metazoa, Chordata, Actinopteri, Perciformes, Serranidae. Gene Ontology annotation, molecular function: protein binding.
UGUUCGGAAUUCAAUUUAUUUUUUCCGACAAUCCCUGAAAGCAGCAUUAGGUUUGGGUUACACCUCAAACGAUUUGCAAGAUGCUAAAUGAAAAUACGAUAUUUUGGCAUCAAUGUGAAGAACGACACGUCCUUGAAAGCUCUGUAUAACAUAUCUGACUCAGAAUGGGUGAAGAGGCUAAGAUGCGAACCAGAUGUCUGUUGGACUUGCCCUGGGAAGAUGUACUUGUUCCACAUAUUCUGUGCCAUUUGCCGCUGCAGCAUCUUGUCAGCCUGCAGAGGGUGAGCAAGCAUUUCCACAGCCUCAUCCAGGUGUAUCUUGCCAACUGCAGGACUUUUGAUCUGUCCUCGAUUGGACCAUCAGUUCCCAAGGAAGCAUUUUGCUCGAUGUUAAAGGACAACAAAGUUCUCCACAGCCUGUCUCUUCAGAGCUGUUCGGACUGGGUGACAGACAAGGAGCUGCUGCCAGUUAUCGGCCAGAACCAGCACCUGCAGAGAGUAGACAUGAGCGGGUGUGUUUGGCUGACCCGCCACUCCCUGGUGGCAGUGUCCUUGAGCUGCAUGCACCUCCAGCACCUUGGCCUGGCGCACUGCGAGUGGGUGGACAGCCUGUCCCUGCGCAGCCUGGCUGACCACUGCGGGGGGCUGCAGUCGAUCGACCUCACCGCCUGCCGCCAGCUCAAGGACGACGCCAUCUGCUACCUGGCCAAGAAGUGUUUGAAGUUGAGGUCUCUAUCUUUGGCAGUCAACGCCAACGUCACUGAUGAGUCGGUGGAGGAGGUGGCCAAGAACUGCAGGGGCCUGGAGCAGCUGGACCUGACAGGUUGCCUGCGAGUCAGGAACCAGUCGAUCAGGACUCUGGCAGAGUACUGCCCGAAGCUGCAGGGCCUGAAGGUGAAUCACUGUCACAAUGUGACAGAGUCCAGUCUGGAUCCUCUACGGAAACGCAACGUAGUGAUAGAUGUUGAACCGCCUUUACAGAGGGCUCUGGUGCUUCUUCAGGACGUGCUGGGGUUUGCUCCCUUUAUCAAUCUCCAGAUAUAAUCAAAGGGCCAUUAUCUGUCAAACAUGUGCACACAGGUGUCGUCAUAAAUGCAGAGUUUGUCAGCUGCAUCACAUGUGCACGUGAGUUACUAUAAGAAACAUCAGGACAAUCCAAGAACACCUGGAUGUUUUACACAAGUUAAAAAAAAAUGUGGACAAAAAAACCUCACUUGAAUGUGAUAAAAGAUGCAUAUUUAAAAUGGAAUUUAAAUAAGUUUUUUCAUUUGAAAAUGACUGAAGAAAGCCAUGUACUUGUUAGAAUUGCUGCCUCAUGUCCUAAUUAUGUCACUGCACUAUUUGUUAGUCAUUGAGUGUUGUAAAAAUGUGGCUUUUUCGAAAAACAAUUCUAGUACAGUGUAUCGUUUUGUAUGUUUUUAAACAAAGGACAUAUUUUACUCUGUGCGUAUGACAUUUUCAUAAACGUUUCACUUAUGUUUCAUUUAGAAACAUUAAAAAAUGUUUGAGUUUAAUUAAACAUUUCAUUUUGCAUGUAUGUGCCGGUUUAAAGGAUCAAUUCACCCAAAAUCACAUGAAAACAUCUUCUCACUAAUGCUUUUAUUUGCUAUUUUAUUUCCGCUACUGAGACUUCUGCUGCCACCGCAACACGAUGAAGGUGAACGCAGUCUUUUAGUGGUGCUGACCCUGUGUCUUCCAGAAACAAAGUCAUGGCUCCUCCUCAGGAUUAUGCACAGACCUCACUGUCGACAGUUUUUUAACUAGUCAAAAUGAAAACUGUUGACCAGCUUUGUUGCUCACAGUGAUACAAACUAUCUGCAUGGUUUAUACCACCAGAGAUUAAUGGGAAAAUGUGUAUUAAUGUUCUUGUGACAUGGGUGAAACUACCCUUUAAUUAAUAUUGUUAAUAAUUAAGGCAUACUAGUACAUGUUUGAAAUAAGUAUAGCAAUUUUAUUAUGACUGUUUCCCAUUAAACCCUUGAAAUGAGUUUUGUAAAAAGUACCGUUGUUGAAAUACUGUUGUCCUAAUACAGUAUAUGAAAUAAUGUAAGACAUUAAAUUGAAAAAAAUCCCA